AUGAAGCUCACCAUUGGGCUCAGUGUAGCCCUUGCAGGCUUUGCUGCUGCCUCUCACCAAGCCGCUACCGAUGUUGCCAAAGUUUACAUCCUACGAGGAUCCCACCAUACCGAGCCUACAACGAGUCUCACCCCGAGCGAAGCACGCCUCAUCCUUCACCAGCGUCUCGCCCCCGAAGGAGAAGGACCUUCAUUCCGCGAUUUCACCGACUCCGAUGAUGAGGAGAGAAUCAUUUCUUUAAUGAACAAAUUUGGCAAAACUCCUGCGCCAUUGUUUUCCGAUGACACGACCGCGACGCCGCGCCAGCUAGUUAUCAACAUUGAUGGAAUGCCUACGUUCGAGUAUGAAUCGUUCUUUGGCUGGCUCUUCAACACAAAGCCCGACUUUACUUUAGACCCAAGCAAGGAGAAUGGAGAGCAUCCUGAAAUCUUCCAGAGCGUUAUCGCCAAGAUGCCGGAAUGCCCCCUGAGCCAGAUUGUCGCCAUGAACGACAACUGUUUCAACGGUAAAGCAGCUCUUGCAACAUAUAGCCGAUCACAGGAUGGAGAUCACCCCACCACCCUCCUAAACGAGCUUCCUAAGCUUCAGAAGCUCGCUGAGUCAGGCGAAUUGCACACCACCUUGGUCUUCCUCCCCCUGGUGGCCGACCAUGAGAACGAUUCUGGCGAGGAUCAGGACCUUCGACGCCGACAAGCCGAGACCGUCAUCUCCUCUAUUGAGGAGGUCCAGGAAGUGUCCGCUGCCGAGACCUCAUCCGUCCCCGAGAUCCCCAAGUUCUCUUCAGUCCCUUCAUCCAUGUGCUUUAAGUCUGAGUCCGAGUGCAUGAAGACAACUGGCAACUGUUCUGGCCAUGGUAAAUGCCAGAGCAGGUAUGGUAAGGGCGACGACUCUUGCUUCUCUUGCCACUGCCUUAACACCGUGUCCAAAGCCGGUAGCGUCACUCACUGGGCCGGGGGUGCUUGCUCUAAGCAGGACAUCAGCGUUCAGUUCUGGCUCUUUGCCGGCUUCACCAUUGCUCUCGUCACCAUCCUUUAUCUGGCCAUUGGCAUGCUGUUCAGCGUUGGCGAGGAGAAGCUACCAGGAGUCAUUGGUGCUGGCGUGUCCAGGUCCAAGUAG
Messenger RNA from Fusarium poae, 1116 nucleotides. RefSeq lists its product as uncharacterized. The coding region runs from base 1 to 1116 and encodes 371 amino acids. The record is from RefSeq and is a predicted model, not a curated record. Gene Ontology annotation, cellular component: endoplasmic reticulum. The transcript has 2 exons. NCBI's taxonomy places the organism in Eukaryota, Fungi, Ascomycota, Sordariomycetes, Hypocreales, Nectriaceae.